Molecule: messenger RNA, 3179 nt
Organism: Petromyzon marinus (sea lamprey)
Lineage: Eukaryota; Metazoa; Chordata; Hyperoartia; Petromyzontiformes; Petromyzontidae
Product: cytosolic non-specific dipeptidase-like
Biological process (GO): proteolysis
Cellular component (GO): cytosol
Molecular function (GO): metallodipeptidase activity
Source: RefSeq, a predicted model, not a curated record
AGUAGGAGGAGAAGGAGGAGGCGGAGAAGGAGGAGGCGGAGAAGGAGGAGGAGAAGAAGGAGGGGGAGGAGAGCGGAUUGCCGCUCUCAUGUCUGCCCUCCUGCGGGGCCCGGCCCGGGCGAUGCGCGUCGCGGCCUCGGCGGCUGGGAGAGGCCGCCGAGGCGAGUGGCUUCCAGGGUUUGGCCUUGUCAGACGGAUGACUUCCAGCAUCCAAGAUGUGUUCACGCACAUUGAGAACAACCAGCAGCUGUUUGUCAAGAGGCUGGCUGAGUGGGUGUCUGUGCGCAGUGUGUCAAGCCAGCCUGAACUGCGCGGUGAAGUGUUGCGCAUGGUGCAGAUGACAGCACAGCACAUCGAGCGCCUAGGAGGAUCUGUGGAGAUGGUGGACAUUGGCACGGAGACGCUAGCAGAUGGCUCCAAGUUAGCUCUACCGCCAGUUAUUCUCGCAGAGAUUGGGAGGGAUCCGGCCAAGAAGACGGUUUGUGUGUAUGGCCACUUGGACGUCCAACCUGCCCAGCUUGAGGAUGGCUGGGAUAGUGACCCCUUCACGCUGACGCAUCGGAAUGGAAAGCUGUAUGGCCGUGGUGCAACGGAUGACAAGGGUCCUGUGCUGUCUUGGCUGAACUGCAUUGAGUCGUUUCAAGCUGUCAGUAAGGCCCUGCCGGUGAAUGUGAAGCUGUGUUUGGAAGGCAUGGAAGAGUCGGGUUCCAUUGGGCUCGGUGAGCUGAUUGCUGAGCGGAGAAAAUCCUUCUUUGGAAACGUGGACUGCGUGUGCAUCUCCGACAGUUACUGGUUGGGAACGCAGACGCCGUGCCUCACAUUUGGCCUGCGGGGUCUCUGCUACUUUGAAAUUGAGGUGCAGUGUGCCCAGAGGGACCUCCAUUCAGGGGUUUACGGUGGCUCUGUCCACGAGGCGAUGACAGAUCUCAUGCAGAUUCUGGCAUCGUUAGUGGACAGCAGUGGCAGGAUCCUGGUGCCAGGGAUCCAUAGAUCUGUGAAGCCGCUCUCGGAGAUGGAGGCACGGCUGUGCGCGAACGUGGACUUCAGUCCUGAGGAAUACCGGCUGGAAAUCGGGGCCACAACCCUCCAGCAGCAUACCAAGGAGGACAUUUUAAAUCAUCGCUGGCACUUGCCAUCGCUCUCCAUACAUGGCAUCGAGGGAGCAUUCUCGGAGCUCGGUCAGAAAACGGUCAUCCCCAGCCGGGUGGUCGGAAAGUUCUCAAUUCGGACCGUCCCAGAUAUGGAACCGGAUGAGGUAGAGAGGCAGGUGAAAGAUUAUGUUGCACAGACAUUUUCUGAGCUGCGAAGUCCUAAUCGCUUCCGGAUCACCAUGCCCGUGGGAUCGCAGGCUUGGGUGGCCGACUCCACCCACCCCAACUACACCGCUGGACGCAAUGCCAUGCGGAGGGUGUUUGGUGUCGAGCCAAACCUCAUCCGUGAUGGGUGCAGCAUCCCCGUGACACUUGCCUUCUCUCGCCACACUGCGCUUAAUGUGCUGCUACUCUCACUGGGUGCAUGUGAUGACGGUGCCCACUCGCAGAAUGAGAAGUUCAAUCUCUCAAACUACAUGAAUGGAAUGAAAGUGAUGGCGUCUUAUCUGGAGGAAUUGUCACUUGUUUUGCCAAAGGAAUGAUUUCUACAUUGCUUCAAACGUCCACCACAAUUGGACAUCUUUUUACAAACGUGCUUAUUCAAUCACAGUGUUAUAGAACACUAAAUUUACUUUCGUUUGGUCAAAUUUUCACAAGGAAAGUAAAAUACCUCAAGUUUGAAUUCCUACCUAAAGUCCAGUUUGUGCAACACCACAUACGGAAUUAUGACUACAUGGCUAAAGUCCAGUUUGUGCAACACCACAUACGGAAUUAUGACUACAUGGCUAAAGUCCAGUUUGUGCAACACCACAUACGGAAUUAUGAAUACAUGGCUGUGGACCUUGUUGUGGUGGAGAGGCUUGUGUGCCCCAAAGCCCCGGAGAGCGAUGUCGGUGGGAGCUUCGGGCUCCUGGCAGGUUUAACCGGAUUGGUUUCAGGCGAGAGGCCAGAUGAAAGCCAGCACACUGGCCCUCCAGGCUGGAGGUUGGGCGUGGCGCUAACAACGUCACCCCGUAAAAAAAAACUGAAUGUUGCAGAAAUGACAAUGAACGAAACGAUUGACAUCAGGCCCUUAGUAGACUUGAGUGAUCAUACUGCCAUUCGAGCCUCUCGAGUGGCAGUAUGAUCACUACUAUUAUGAUCACUCCUGAUGAAAGCCAACCAGAAACCGGGAGUGUGAAAGAGGGCCUAUUGGAGCCUAAAACCAAGAUCCACCUUGGCACAUGGAAUGUCAGAACAAUGUACGAGACCUCCAAGACCGCGGAAGUCCUCGGCGAGAUGAAGAGGCGCAAUCUCGAUAUCCUGGGGAUAAGUGAACGUCGCUGGACCGGCUCUGGACCGUCUUGUGAUGAAUGACAGAUUGGUGGUGCUGUAGUCAGGGCAUGAGAACUCCUAUACAUCGUGCUACCAUGGCACUCCCUUAAGGAGAAAGCCAGAUCCUUACUGGAAUGAGAGCCAGUGCUUAGAAUGAAACACACCUUUAUUCAUCAACUUUGUGGAUUUUAGUGCAAUCUUAAAAGCCUUCAACAAUGGAUGCCUCAUUUGCCAUAUAUUUUGGCCAAAGAAAAUUUUCAAUCAUUUGUACUCGAGAAUCCGAAGCUGGAAAAUCACAAAGGAGAUAAAACAACGAAGACUGCGAUGGCCGGGCCAUGUCCUAAGAAUAGAACAGAACCACAUCCCUAAAAUGUACCUGAGAUGGACGCCUUCGGGCAAAAAGAAACCCGGGGAGGCCAAAAACCACCUAGCAAAGAACCGUCACCAAAGAGCUUGGUCAGAUGAACCUCUCGUGGAGAGAGUCACAGCAUGCAGCCAUAGACAGGAAAGAUGGAGAGAGCUCAUUGAUGCUUCAUGUCCCAUAGGGGAUGAGAAAGUAAAACUUGUUUUGCAUGCAAAUUGUACUUUCUAGCUCGGCAUUACUUGAGCACAACUCAGUUCUCCAAGUAAAUGCAAUGUUGAAGCGUUUUUGUGCCCAUUUGUGUUUAAGUGGAAAAGCCGACGAUAGUUUUAUGUAUUACAAUUUGAAUUGUGUAUUUAAAUUCACACUUAAAAAAGACAACUUACAAUUAAAGAUCCGAGUAUUUUAGGAUA